UUAUAGCUUUUAAGAUCCUAAGAAAGCAAAUUUACUUUCAAGAUUUGUAGCAGUAGUUUUUCCCCAUCUUUGAUUUUCCUUUUGCUUUUUCUCAAUAAAGAGGUAGAGUGAAAGCAUUUUUUGUUUUUAAACUAUUAAAAACCAUAACAAAAACAAAAUGUGAAAUGAAUCUAAGUGGAGAAGUUUGAAGGGUAGGUUUGCAGGUGUACCUCUAAGUCUAACCAUAUAUUUUAUUUGUGAAUACUUUGAUUAACCAUGCAUUUGGCUUUGUUGAUCUUCUGUUUACCAGAAUUGGCAUGAUUCAAGAUGCAUUUGAGAAGGGUCUAAUCGCACCAAAAAAGAUUUGAAAUAUGGCCAGUGAAAGUGUAGAGAUUGAUGAUGCUUGUUUAUGGGGAUCAACUAUAGAAAAGAUUUUUAUAGAUAUUAUGGUUGAUGAAGUGAAUAAAGGGAAUAUGAAAAAUGGUCAAUUUAGCUCAAAUUUAUGGAAGAAAAUUCUUGAGGACUUGCAAUGCAAAAGUAAGCGGAAUUACUCAAUGAAACAAGUUAAGCAAAAGUUUAAUAGGUUACGUACUAAGUAUCGCGAAUUUAAUGAGCUACGAAAACACACCGGAUUUGGAUGGGAUGGUCCAACACAAACUGUGGUUGCUCCAGAUGAAAUAUGGGAGAAUUAUUUGAGGGCACACCCAAAGGCGGCAAUCUAUCGCAAGAAAGGAUGUGAUCAUUAUGUAUUGUUGGAACUAAUUUUUAGUAAGUCUACUGCUAGUGGUAAAUUCCAUCGGUCUGCUGCUUUAGGUCCACCAAACACCGAUGAUGAAAAAGAAAUUGAAAAUGACUCUGAGCGCAUAGGCCUGAAUGACAUUGAUGAUAGUGCUAGUUUUAUGGGCACUCGGCUUGUUGAUGAAGUUUUUAGAAGUGAAGCAAAAACUUCUGUAACAAGUACAGAGCGAAAAGCUAAAAGACAAAGAUCAGAACAAAUGAGUGCUGCAAUUGCUGCUUGGACGGAAGUAGCUAAAGUAAGAGUUGAGACAACUUUAGCUAAAGCUGAAAAAAAUAAAAAUGCAAUUGAAGGGGGAAGUGGAAAUGAUGAAUUUUCUGUCACAAAAUGUAUGCAAGUACUUGAAGGAAUAGAGGGAGUUAGUGAUGAUGUCUACAUGAAAGCUGUGGAGAAGUUGCAGAAUUCUGUUUGGAGAGAGACCUUUAUUAAUAUGUCUACUCUUAGAAGGAGAGCUUGGCUAGAUAGAUUAGUUUAAUAAUUCAUAAUAGGAUAUUUGAUAAUGGAGUUGAGUUCGUUCUAGUUUUAUGUGUGAUUGAUAUUAUUUCAAUAUGUUAUACUAAGAUAAUCUAGUAAAGACUUUGUUAUAAUUUUCAUAUAUAAGUUUUUCUUCGUUUUUCUAAGUAAUUAUGUAUGUCAAUAUAAUUUUUGCAGGACCAAUCAAAUGGAUGACUCUAGCUCAUCUUCUUCUUCAGAUAGCGAUUUUGAUGACUUCACAGAUUUCUUAAUGUUUUACUUUUUAAAUGAUUACAAUGAGACAUUUAAUGAAAAAGUGCCUCAAAGAACAUCUGUGUUAAGUGGUGAAGAUUUUGUCAAAGAGUUAUUAGGUGGUCACGAGAGAACAUGUUAUGAAUUAUUGCGGAUGGAUAAAAAUGUAUUUAAUGAAUUGUGUACUUGUCUAAAACAGAAAAAUUACAUUAAAGACACGCGAGAGAUUAAAGUUGAAGAGGCAAUGGCUAUCUUUCUUAUAAUUGUUGGGCAAAAUAUGGGCAUGAGAUUUGUAGCUGACCGAUUUCAACAUUCACUUGAAACUAUUGAUAGGCACUUCCAUUCAACAUUGAAGGCAAUAUGUAAAUUAGGGAAGGAUAUCAUUCGCCCAACUCAAACUCCUCUUCCUUCACGUAUUAUCAAUUCCUCAAAAUAUUAUCCAUGGUUUCAGAAUUGUAUUGGUGCAAUUGAUGGAACUCAUGUGAGUGCAUGUGUCCCUCAAGAUAAGCAAGUCAGCUAUAGAGGUCGGAAAGGUGUAGUAACACAAAAUGUCUUGUGUGCUUGUAAUUUUGACAUGUUUUUUACUUUUGUAUCUGCCGGUUGGGAAGGUACCGCAAAUGAUUCCAGGAUAUUUAUAGAUGCAAUUACAAAACCAGAAUAUAAAUUUCCAUUGCCCAAAGAAGGUGAAUAUUACGUUGUGGAUUCUGGAUUCCCAUGUACAAAAGGUUUUCUUCCACCAUAUCGUGGCGAAAGAUAUCACUUGCAAGAAUAUAAUAAUGGAGGUAAUCGACCACGUGGUAAGAAGGAACUGUUCAAUUAUAGGCAUUCUUCAUUAAGGAAUGUGAUUGAACGAUGUUUUGGUGUGUUGAAAGCACGUUUUCCUAUACUGAAGAUGAUGCCACGUUACAAAUUGAGUCGACAAACUUUGAUAGUUAUUGCUUGUUGCACUCUUCAUAAUUUUAUUCGUCAACGAACACAUCAUGAUCAUAUGUUUAGAGAAUGGGAAGAAAAAGAAUUUGAGGAAGAAGACAACACAGAAAGAGCUAGCACCAGUGUAUCAAGAUCUGAAGUGAAUUUAUCAGAUGAAUCUGCUGCAGCUAUGGCACGCAGUCGGGAUCGUAUUGCUCAAGCUAUGUGGAGUGCUUAUACAAACAGGAAUUAGUUUACUAUAUUUCAAUAUGGGAGAAUAUUUUAGUAUUAAAAUUAUCGUUUUAGACAUAUUGUACUUAAUGAUAAUUUUAGAUUAAUUAUUAUUUUUUUUUAAAAAAAAAAAAUUAAAACUA
Molecule: messenger RNA, 2763 nt
Organism: Cannabis sativa
Lineage: Eukaryota; Viridiplantae; Streptophyta; Magnoliopsida; Rosales; Cannabaceae
Product: protein ALP1-like
Exons: 5
Coding region: 1437-2642 (401 amino acids)
Source: RefSeq, a predicted model, not a curated record